AUGAGGGGCCUGCAGUUGACUGCCGACGGUGGGAAUGGAUUGGGGAUUCCGGCGGAGGAUGCCGGCGAGGAGGACAAACUGCUGAGCUCGUUCGACGAGGAAAGUUCCGGGCAUUUGCGGAGGAUACAGGUGACCGUGACGGGGAUGAUGUGUGCGGCGUGCUCGAAUUCUGUGGAAUCGGCUCUCAUGGACCUAAAUGGCGUCGUUAGAGCCGUCGUCGCGUUGCUUCAGAACAAGGCUGAUGUCAGCUUUGAUCCUAUUUUAGUAAAGGAUGAUGACAUUAAGAAUGCAAUAGAAGAUGCUGGAUUUGAAGCGGAAAUUCUACCUGAGCCGAGCACAUCUCAGUCUAAGCUGCAUAGGACCUUAAUAGGAAUCAUAUGUAAGCUUCCGGGUGUGGAAAAACUUGUGGUCGCCUUGGCUACAUCGUUUGGAGAGGUUGAGUAUCACCCAUCCAUUAUCAGUAAGGAGGAUAUAAUUAAUGCGAUCGAAGAUGCUGGUUUUGAAGCUUCUUUUGUACAGAGUCAUGAGCAGGACAAAAUUGUGCUAGGGGUUGCUGGGGUUGUAAGUGAAGUGGAUGUACAGGUUUUGGAAGGAAAUCUUUGCAACUUAAACGGUGUGAGGCAAUUUCAUUUCGAGCGAAGAACUAGAGAUUUUGAAAUUCAUUACGAUCCAGAGCUCCUCAGUUCUAGACCGAUUGUUGAUGAGAUUGAAACUGGCAGAGCACUAAGAAAUGGUUCCACCAACAUGGAUGUCCUGGUUGCAUUGGGAACAUCAGCUUCAUACUUUUACUCUGUAUGCGCGUUACUAUACGGUGCCAUGACCGGGUUCUGGUCCCCGACUUACUUUGAAGCAAGUGCAAUGCUAAUUACAUUCGUACUUCUAGGUAAGUACUUGGAAAGUCUUGCAAAAGGAAAGACAUCUGAUGCUAUCAAAAAGCUCGUGGAGCUUGCUCUUGCUACUGCUAUAUUGCUUAUCAAAGACAAAGGUGGGAAAGUUGUUGGAGAUAGAGAAAUUGAUGCUUUAUUGAUUCAGCCUGGUGAAAUAUUAAAAGUACUCCCAGGUACAAAGGUUCCUGCUGACGGUUCGGUUGUGUGGGGCUCAAGUUAUGUAAACGAGAGUAUGGUUACUGGUGAAUCUGCUCCAGUUCUGAAAGAAGUCAAUUCUUCAUGUAUUGGUGGCACAAUCAACUUGCAUGGUGCCCUUCACAUACAAGCCAAUGAAGUAGGCUCGAACACAGUUUUAAGCCAAAUUAUCUCUCUGGUUGAGACGGCUCAGAUGUCUAAAGCUCCCAUUCAAAAAUUUGCAGACGUUAUUGCUAGUGCUUUUGUCCCUGUAGUAGUAAGUGUGGCGUUGCUGACCUUAGUGGCAUGGUAUUUUGCUGGGGUUCUUGGAGGCUACCCUGAAGAGUGGCUGCCUCAGAAUAGCAAUUAUUUUGUUUUCUCCCUUAUGUUUGCAAUAUCAGUUGUGGUGAUUGCAUGUCCAUGUGCACUUGGAUUGGCCACCCCAACAGCUGUCAUGGUAGCAACAUGUGUUGGAGCUAACAAUGGCGUGCUUAUAAAAGGAGGAGAUGCAUUGGAGAAAGCACAAAAGGUCAAAUAUGUCAUAUUCGAUAAGACUGGAACUCUAACCCAGGGGAAGGCAACAGUAACCACUGCGAAACUUUUUUCAGGCAUGGAUCGUGAUGAAUUUCUUAAAUUAGUAGCUUCGGCAGAGGCUAGUAGUGAGCACCCACUGGCCAAAGCGCUACUUGAAUAUGCUCGUCAUUUCCAUUUCUUUGAUGAACCUGCUUCUACUAAGGAUGAUCUGACACGUGGGCCAGAAUCUAACUCCUUUGGAUGGCUCCUUGACGUCUCAGAAUUUUCUGCUUUGCCUGGACGUGGUGUGCUGUGCUUUAUAGGCGGGAAAAAGAUUUUGGUUGGUAAUCGGAAGCUAAUGACUGAGAAUCGUGUUGCAAUCCUGGAGCAUGUUGAAGAUUUUGUUGUAGAGUUGGAAGAAAGUGCCAAGACCGGAAUCCUUGUGGCUUACGAUAACCACAUUAUUGGUGUUCUAGGGUUAGCAGAUCCUUUGAAGAGGGAGGCUCCGGUUGUCAUUGAAUGCCUCAAGAAAAUGGGUGUGACUCCUGUUAUGGUUACUGGUGAUAAUUAG
Messenger RNA from Striga asiatica, 2145 nucleotides. NCBI's taxonomy places the organism in Eukaryota, Viridiplantae, Streptophyta, Magnoliopsida, Lamiales, Orobanchaceae. The record is from the annotation of a GenBank genome assembly.